This is a messenger RNA of Ramularia collo-cygni, 1536 nucleotides long. RefSeq names its product related to monooxigenase. The transcript has a single exon. Bases 1 to 1536 code for a protein of 511 amino acids. The record is from RefSeq and is a predicted model, not a curated record. Gene Ontology annotation, cellular component: mitochondrion. Gene Ontology annotation, biological process: ubiquinone biosynthetic process. Lineage: Eukaryota; Fungi; Ascomycota; Dothideomycetes; Mycosphaerellales; Mycosphaerellaceae. Gene Ontology annotation, molecular function: oxidoreductase activity, acting on paired donors, with incorporation or reduction of molecular oxygen, NAD(P)H as one donor, and incorporation of one atom of oxygen; 2-octaprenyl-6-methoxyphenol hydroxylase activity; FAD binding.
AUGGCUUUCAUAACGCCGGCAUCGUGCACCCAACGGUCUCUCUCACGCCUUCUUGCACUCCCUCCACAUAUUCGACGCAACCUAUACUCAACGGCCGCCUCGUCCUCCAAGCCUGAAAUCUAUGAUCUCGUCUGCAUCGGAGGCGGACCGGCUGGUCUGUCCCUCAUCUCAGCGCUGCGAUCCAAUCCCUCCACCCGAAACCUCAAGAUUGCUCUGAUAGAUUCCCAAGAACUGUCUCCGCGAACUUCCAACGAUCCCAACAAUUACUCCAACAGAUGUUCAUCCUUGACGCCAUCUUCCGUCAGCUUCCUCCAGCAGAAUGGGGCUUGGGAUCAUAUUGAUGUGUCACGAGUACAGCCAUACCAUAGCAUGGACGUGUGGGACGGCGUGAGUGGGAGCAAGAUUCAAUUCGACCCAAUGAGCUCGGGAGGCUCCAUACUCGACAGCAUUGCUCAGAUGAUCCCGGGGAGUCGGUUGGCGGAGAGCAGGAGGCAUGACAUUGUCGAGGUCGCAACAAUGUGUGAAAACUCCAACCUGACUUCAGGUUUGCUGCAACGACUUGGGCAGGCGGGAGUGGCCGUUGAAACUUUGGACAAGACCAAGGUGCAGUCCAUUGAAUUGGGACCGGAGCCCGUAGACGAAAAAUCGCUCGAUCUAUCGCAGUGGCCCAUCGUCACUCUGCCCGACAACCGGUCUUUGGCUGCGAGAUUGCUUGUGGGUGCAGACGGUGCCAACAGUCCUGUACGCCAGUUUGCCGGCAUCUCAAGUCAUGGCUGGGACUACAACCAGCAUGGAGUGGUGGCCACCCUGCAGCUUGAUCGUGCUUUCAGUGAAUUUGAUCUCCGCACUGCCUACCAACGCUUCCUGCCCACAGGGCCGAUUGCGCUGCUACCACUCCCAGGAAACAAGGCUAGCUUGGUGUGGUCCAUCUCCGCACAGCACGCUCCUAGAGUGAAGCAAAUGACACCCCCGGAACUYGUGGAGAUGGUAAACGCUGCUUUCCGACUCAUGACAGUAGACAUCAACUACCUUUUAACAAACCCAUCUGCUUCUCCAUCGGAGGAGCUAUCAUGGCGCGAAUCCAACACCGAGGCUGUCGAGACUGGGCUGCCCUCGAGUCUUCCUCGAGUCAUUGGUAUCCAAGAAGGAACAGUAGCUUCCUUUCCACUCCGCAUGCGCCACGCAUCAACCUACACCGGCCAUCGCGUGGCCCUCAUCGGAGAUGCCGCGCACACCAUUCAUCCACUCGCCGGUCAGGGGCUGAAUCUCGGACUUGCAGAUGCAGAGGCAUUGGCGAAGCUCGUUGCUCGAGGUGUCGACCAUGGCAUGGAUAUUGGCAGCUGCUGGUGUUUGGAUGACUAUGAUUCUAAGCGCUGGGCGGCGAAUAACGCUAUGCUUGGUGUGGUCGAUAAGUUGCAGAAGCUGUAUUCGGCUAGCUCGGGGCCGGUGGUGUGGGGAAGGAGUCUGGGGUUGGAUUUGGUGAAUAAGUUGGCGCCGCUGAAGGGUGCUUUGAUGGGUGCUGCUGCUGGGCGGUGA